GGUUGACGUGUGAUUGGGUGUCCCCAGCUGUGUCGCACAUGAGCCAGAUCAUCCACGCGGAUUUUCGUGCGACCACGUUCAGAAUCUGAAAAGAGAGUAUGAACGAGGAAAACAUGACGACGGAGGUUGCGCAGGUGCAAGAGUGCACGUUAAACGGCGUCGCCGAAAACGAGGACGUCGUGACACCGUGGACGGUCACGAGCGUCAAUGAUACUGGGAUCGAUUACGAUAAGUUAAUCAAGAAAUUUGGAAGUUCGAGGAUAGAUGACGAGCUGUUAGCUAGGUUCGAGAAGAUCACUGGCAAGAAACCGCAUCACUUUCUUAGAAGAGGCAUAUUCUUCUCCCACAGAGACAUGCACACUAUUCUGAACCUUUAUGAGCAGGGACAGUACUUUUACUUAUAUACAGGCAGGGGACCGAGCACCGACGCGAUGCACUUAGGACACCUCAUACCUUUCAUGUUUUGCAAAUGGUUACAGGAUGUUUUUGACGUUCCAUUGGUCAUACAAUUAACAGAUGACGAGAAAGCUAUAUGGAAAAACAUAAAGAUAGAAGAUGCAAUCAAGCUGGCCUAUGCUAAUGCAAGAGACAUCAUUGCUUGUGGCUUUAAACCUGAGAAAACUUUUAUCUUCUCCAACCUGGAACAUAUAGGAAACAAUUCGGCGUUUUAUCAGAAUAUGAUCAGGAUACAGAGAUGCGUUACGUUCAAUCAAGUGAAGGGUAUUUUCGGUUUUGGCGACAGCGACCCAAUCGCGAAGAUCGCGUUUCCGCCGACGCAGGCGGCGCCAGCGAUCUCUGGUUCGUUCCCCUUCAUUUUUAAGAACGCCAAGGUGCACUGUCUGAUACCGUGCGCGAUUGAUCAGGACCCAUAUUUCCGCAUGACGAGGGACGUGGCGCCCAAGUUGGGUUUCCCUAAGCCAGCUCUGUUACAUGCGACCUUCUUCCCUGCGUUGCAAGGCUCGAAGACGAAAAUGUCGGCGAGCGACAACAGCACGGCGAUAUUCCUUACUGAUACUGCUAAACAGAUCAAGAACAAAAUUAAUAAGCACGCAUUCUCAGGCGGUCAAGCCACCGUGGAGGAACACAGGCAGCUCGGUGGAAACUGUGAGGUGGACAUAUCUUACCAGUGGCUGCGAUUCUUUCUGGAGGACGACGAACGAUUGGAACAAAUUAGAAAAGGCUAUACCAGUGGGGAGAUCCUAACAGGCGAGCUGAAGAAGGAACUGAUCGAUGUGCUGCAGCGACUCGUCGCCACGCAUCAGGAAGCGAAGAGUAAAAUAACGGACGAAGUGAUUAAGCAAUUCAUGAUUCCUAGAGACCUCGGCUUCGUGUCGAAAACAAAGUAGCCAUUUGGCGAACACGAGAGCACCGAAUUACGCGAAGCAUCGUUUUCUCCUUGGUCCUUCCGCUUCCACUGGAGAGAUCUGUUUAAGUCUAUUUAUUGCUAGACACGCCGCAAUUAUAGAGUACGUUUUAUGAUCUUUUUCAAGCACCACCUUUGUUGAAAGAUUAAAUUAAUUUUUCUAUCAA
Messenger RNA from Solenopsis invicta (red fire ant), 1530 nucleotides. RefSeq names its product tryptophan--tRNA ligase, cytoplasmic (gene TrpRS). Gene Ontology annotation, molecular function: ATP binding; tryptophan-tRNA ligase activity. Gene Ontology annotation, biological process: tryptophanyl-tRNA aminoacylation. The transcript is spliced from 3 exons. NCBI's taxonomy places the organism in Eukaryota, Metazoa, Arthropoda, Insecta, Hymenoptera, Formicidae. Gene Ontology annotation, cellular component: cytoplasm. The coding region runs from base 99 to 1346 and encodes 415 amino acids. The record is from RefSeq and is a predicted model, not a curated record.